GUUGCCUAUCGUUUGAAACUAAAACGAUAUAAUGUAUACAUUAAAACGUGGAGACUUUGAACUAUUUUAGAUACAGAAUUAUUAUUUUUUAAUUAACCACUAUGUCUCUUGGUGCUUUACAUGUGAUCAAACAACAAAAAAAUACUUGUACUGCAGCUGUAAUAUUUUUACAUGGAUCUGGUGAUACAGGUCAAGGUUUAUUGGAAUGGGUGAAAUUUUUAGUUGGAGAUAUUUCACUACCCCAUAUAAAAUUCUACUUCCCCACGGCGCCUUUAAGACCUUAUACUCCUCUAAAUGGACAGCUGAGUAAUGUUUGGUUCGAUAGAUAUAACAUCACUCCAGAUGUACCGGAACAUGAAGAAACUUUGCAUUCUAUAGGAAAAGAAAUGAAUAAUUUCAUCACUAAAAUAACGAACGAAAAUCAAAUUACUACGAGUAGAAUUAUUAUAGGUGGGUUUUCAAUGGGGGGAGCUCUGGCUCUACAUGCAGCGUACAGUUACAGCCCCGGUUUAGCGGGAGUUUUUACUUUAUCAUCUUUUUUGAAUAACAAUUCAAUUCUAUAUAAAGAACCAAAAUACUUGAAGUCGCCUCUUUUUAUGUGUCACGGGGAACGUGACACGAUGGUACCUAUUUCAUGGGGUAAAAAAACGUUCGAAGAAUUAACCAAAUUAGGAAUAUCUGCAGAAUUUCAUCCUAUCAAAAAUACGUUACACGAACUAAAGAAAAAUGAAAUUUUACAAUUACUGGAAUGGAUUCAAAAAAUAUUACCGGAAGGAGUUCAAGAAAACUAAUGUUUAUCGUUUAUUUUACAUUCGUUUCAAUAUUUUUAUUUAUAAAUAAAAAUAUAAAA
Messenger RNA from Diorhabda carinulata, 850 nucleotides. RefSeq names its product lysophospholipase-like protein 1. The record is from RefSeq and is a predicted model, not a curated record. NCBI's taxonomy places the organism in Eukaryota, Metazoa, Arthropoda, Insecta, Coleoptera, Chrysomelidae. The coding region runs from base 102 to 791 and encodes 229 amino acids. Gene Ontology annotation, cellular component: cytoplasm. Gene Ontology annotation, biological process: protein depalmitoylation. Gene Ontology annotation, molecular function: palmitoyl-(protein) hydrolase activity; carboxylic ester hydrolase activity. The transcript has 4 exons.